AUGCGUGAAAUCGUACAUAUACAAGCUGGACAAUGUGGGAAUCAAAUCGGAGCGAAAUUUUGGGAGAUUAUCUCCGAUGAACAUGGAAUUGAUGCAACAGGAACGUAUCACGGAACUUCGGACCUUCAAUUAGAACGUCUGAAUGUUUAUUAUGAUGAAAUUAAUAAACAAGAAGGAAAAUAUGUUCCGCGUGCUGUUCUUGUUGAUCUUGAACCAGGAACGAUGGAUUCCGUACGAAGCGGAAAGUAUGGAUCACUUUUUCGUCCGGAUAACUUUGUUUUCGGUCAAUCUGGGGCGGGAAAUAACUGGGCGACAGGGCACUAUACUGAAGGUGCUGAGUUAGUAGAUUCAGUAUUGGAUAGAAUCCGUAAAGAAGCGGAAACAUGCGAUUGUCUUCAAGGUUUUCAACUAACUCAUUCACUUGGUGGUGGAACUGGAUCAGGUCUAGGAACACUACUCAUCUCAAAAGUUCGUGAAGAAUAUCCCGAUCGUAUCAUGAUGACAUUCAGUGUGGUCCCAUCUCCAUUAGUAUCGGACACAGUUGUUGAACCGUACAACGCGACGUUUUCCCUCCAUCAGUUAGUGGAAAAUACAGACGAAACGUACUGUAUUGACAAUGAAGCGUUGUAUAACAUUUGCUUUCGAACAUUGAAAUUGCCAACGCCGACUUAUCCUGAUCUCAACCAUUUAGUUUCAUUGACUAUGUCCGGUGUGACAACAUGUCUUCGCUUUCCCGGUCAAUUGAAUGCCGAUUUACGGAAAUUAGCAGUGAAUAUGGUUCCCUUUCCUCGGUUACACUUUUUCAUUCCCGGUUUUGCUCCAUUAACAUCUCGAUCAUCCGAAGGUUAUCGUGCUUCGACUGUUAUGGAAUUAACUCAACAGAUGUUCGAUGUGAACAACAUAAUGGCAGCAUGUGACCCUCGACAUGGAAGAUACUUAACCGUCGCUGCCAUCUUCCGUGGUCAAAUGUCCAUGAAAGAAGUCGAGCAACAAGUUUUGAACAUUCAAAACAAAAAUUCAUCAAAUUUUGUCGAAUGGAUUCCAAAUAACGUCAAAACCGCCGUUUGUGACAUUCCACCUCGAGGUUUGAAAAUGUCUGCGACAUUCAUCGGAAAUAACACCGCGAUCCAAGAAUUAUUCAAACGUAUUGCUGAACAAUUCAAGGCAAUGUUUGCGCGAAAGGCCUUCGUGCAUUGGUAUCUUCGAGAAGGAAUGGACGAACUGGAGUUUACCGAAGCGGAAUCGGAUAUGCAUGAUCUGAUCAGCGAAUAUCAACAAUAUCAAGACGCAGCAGUUGAAGAUGAUGCGGAAGAAGAAGCUUAA
Molecule: messenger RNA, 1323 nt
Organism: Adineta ricciae
Lineage: Eukaryota; Metazoa; Rotifera; Eurotatoria; Adinetida; Adinetidae
Source: the annotation of a GenBank genome assembly